This is a messenger RNA of Paramecium octaurelia, 759 nucleotides long. NCBI's taxonomy places the organism in Eukaryota, Ciliophora, Oligohymenophorea, Peniculida, Parameciidae. The record is from the annotation of a GenBank genome assembly.
AUGGGAAAUAAUCUUUGCUUUCAAACAGGUGAGAGAUCUUCACAGUUUCCUCAACUGUUAUUAAAAUACGAAAUAGAGAACUGUGAGAUUGCUUUAACAGCAGGUCCAGUUGAAAAUGAGGACGUGGAGUGUUUAGUGAUUCCGACUGAUUCUGGAUACACUAAUAUAAAGUAAAGCGACAGACCUAAUUUUAAAUAAAUAAACGAGAAAUGUGUUUAUGUGGCCGGUAGUAAAAGUAUUGAAUUAAUAAAUAUUAACAAGAACGCAAGAGCUAGAUUUUUGCAGUCGUCAUGGACAAGAAUUACGCAGUGAAAAAUGAUGAUGGAGAAGAUGAGAAACAAACUAUUUAUGCUGUAGUUCAAGAGGCUCUCAAAUUGGUAAGAUAAUCAGAUCUAUUCUAAGGCUGAAUAAAAACAAAUGAAAUCAGUUGGAUUUCCAGUAUUUGAAUCUAAAGAUCAUACGACUUCAGCUACAAUCAUGUUGAUGGCUAUUAAACUGACUAUAACUGAGUAAAAAAUAAAAUCCCUUAAAAGAAUUGCAAUAACUCUUGAUGUAUCAAUCUUUGUCUAAUUAUAAAAGCAUAUAGAACAAGUUAGCAGUUUUAAAUGGGUAUUCCAGCAGGUUUUCAAAGGAAGUGAAUAAUUAAGAUAUUCAAGAACCUACUCAAGCUCGAUAAAUACACAAAUAGAUUCGAUCUCAAUUGAAAAUUUAAAGUCUAAGGUAAAAAGUAAUACCAAGGAAGAAACCCCUUGAAUUAGC